Molecule: messenger RNA, 951 nt
Organism: Sphenostylis stenocarpa
Lineage: Eukaryota; Viridiplantae; Streptophyta; Magnoliopsida; Fabales; Fabaceae
Source: the annotation of a GenBank genome assembly
AUGGAACGAAGUGGUGGUGGAAUGGUAUCUGGGUCGCAUGAAAGGAACGAACUUGUGAGAGUGAGACACGACUCUGAUAGUGGGUCUAAACCCUUGAAGAAUUUGAAUGGCCAGAUUUGUCAAAUAUGUGGUGAUACCAUUGGAUUAACGGCUACUGGUGAUGUCUUUGUUGCUUGUCAUGAGUGUGGCUUCCCACUUUGUCAUUCUUGUUACGAGUAUGAGCUGACAAAUAUGAGCCAAUCUUGCCCCCAGUGCAAGACUAGAUUCACAAGUCACCAAGAGGGUGCUGGAGCGGAGGGUGAUGACGAUGAUGAAGACGAUGCUGAUGAUCUAGACAAUGAGACCAAGUACGGCCAAGGAAACAAUUCCAAGGCAGGGAUGCAAUGGGAAGAAGAUGCUGACCUCUCUUCAUCUUCUGGACAUGAUUCUCAAAUACCAAAUCCCCAUCUAGAAAACGGGCAACCGAUGUCUGGUGAUAUUCCAUGUGCUACUUCUGAUGCUCAAUCUAUGCAAACUACAUCAGGUCCUAUGGUUAUUACAAAACAACCAGGUCCUGAAAGCGAUGAAGAGAUAAGGAGAGUUCCUGAGAUUGGAGGUGAAAGUGCUGGAACUUCAGCCUCUCGGCCAGAUGCCGGAUCAAAUGUGGGCACAGAUCGGGUUCGGGGGACAGGAGAGGGUCAGAAGAAGAGAGGGAGAAGCCCAGCUGAUAAAGAAAGCAAGCGGCUAAAGAGGCUAUUGAGGAACAGAGUUUCGGCUCAACAAGCAAGGGAGAGGAAGAAGGCAUACUUGAUUGAUUUGGAAACAAGAGUCAAAGACUUGGAGAAGAAGAAUUCAGAGCUCAAGGAAAGACUUUCGACUUUGCAGAAUGAGAACCAAAUGCUUAGACAAAUUUUGAAGAACACAACAGCAAGCAGAAGAGGGAGCAAUAGUGGUACCAAUAAUGCUGAAUGA